Opisthorchis viverrini is the source of this 1092-nucleotide messenger RNA. RefSeq lists its product as hypothetical. Gene Ontology annotation, molecular function: peptide binding; G protein-coupled receptor activity. The record is from RefSeq and is a predicted model, not a curated record. Gene Ontology annotation, cellular component: membrane. The transcript has 2 exons. NCBI's taxonomy places the organism in Eukaryota, Metazoa, Platyhelminthes, Trematoda, Opisthorchiida, Opisthorchiidae. The coding region runs from base 1 to 1092 and encodes 363 amino acids. Gene Ontology annotation, biological process: G protein-coupled receptor signaling pathway.
AUGGGUGAUGAUUUCACACUGGCGGAUUAUGUUGCUACACUUACCAUGCUUGGAAUUGUAUCCGUUCUCGGGACAAUUGGUAAUCUACUCGUUGUUGGCGUCUAUCUACAGCACUUAUUGUGGCCUCAUCUACAGCGUCAUUUUCAGAAAGGCUAUCAGAUCAACUACAGUGAAAAACAGUGUGCAACCUUGACGGCUAGCUAUGACGAUGCAACGCUGACCGACCAGUUCUGUGAUCGACAAAUGACGACACCUACAUUUUUCAUUCUUGUGUUAGCUAUAGUCGAUCUGAUCGUCUGCUGUUUUGUAGUUCCAUUAGCAUUCUAUUUGGAAUUUGUCGAGCUGAAAGCGAGCAGUGAACUGUGGUGUAAACUUCACGCAUUUGGUUCUGUGUGCAAUACAAUGUUCAGUUCUUUACUGGUAAUCGCAAUAGCACUUGACCGCUACUUUGCCAUAUGUCACCCAUUGAAAAAUGUGCUUACAAUGAGGCGAGCUAAAAUUCUCACGGCUGCUUUAGCCAUCUUUUGCUGUGUGUACGGUAUUUUAUCCCAGGAUAUGAUGGCGCUAGACGUAGGAAAGCUCAGCAACGACAAUGUUCCCCGAUGCCAUGAUGCAAUCGAACUCGCAAAUAUCACAUCGACAAAGGUUUAUUUCUACCACAUUAUUCAGAAGGGGAACAGUUCUUGCUUUGUAUUAUCAAUACUCGUUGUGUUGAUACUGUAUUCAUUAAUCUUGCGGGCUGCACUCAAGGCGCAACGCAGGAUACGCAACAAUGCUUUGUGGCGAGAGAUUCGAGCGGCGAUUGUUUUGUUUGUUGUCGCUGUCGUCUACAUCAUAGUUUUUGCACCAUCUCUAUUGUCUGCUAACCACCUGAUCCCAGGAACUCUUUUUGGAUAUAAUAGUUACUACCUGAACAAUAUGUCCAACCCUUUAAUAUACUGCUUUAUGAGCCAAGCGUUCCGACGAAGGCUAAAAGUACUCCUGUGCAGCGCCUGUAUAAAUUCAGUUCAAUCACAGGAUGAUGCCAUGUUUUCCCGAUCUGGACGUCGGGAAAGAAUCCGACGAUUGAUGCAAACGGUGGAAGAUGGAUGA